GCUCUCCAGUCCAGCAGGUGUCAGUGUGGCGUCGCAGAGCCAGAGCAGCAGCGAUUUGUUUUCCUUAGCCGUUAGCAUAUGAAGCGCCUGUAAAAGAUGCCUGUGUCUGUCAUGAUGGCUGAACUUGAUGAAAAGCUGCUGUUGCAGUUUGAAACUCAAGAGCUGGAGGCUCCCGGUGGCAUUGCUACACCUCAGGUGUAUUCUCAAUUACUAGUCUUGUAUCUCAUGCAUAAUGACAUGAAUAAUGCCAGAUAUCUUUGGAAACGGAUACCCCAAGCAAUUAAAACAGCAAACCCAGAGCUGGCGGCUAUAUGGGCGGUAGGACAGCGUAUCUGGCAGCGAGACUUUCCAGGGAUCUACACUGCUAUUGCUGCUUACCAGUGGUCUGAAAGCAUUCUCCCUGUGAUGGAAGCUUUAAGAGCGACCACUGACAUGGAAAUUCAGCGAACUGCCUCUUUGUUGGGGUCUCCUGGCUCCAUGGAGAGCCUUGAGAAACAGCUGAGCUGCCCGAUCUGUCUAGAUAUGUUCACUAAACCGGUGGUGAUCCUGCCCUGUCAACAUAACCUGUGUCGUGGAUGUGCUAGUGAUCUUUAUGACUCUCGAAACCCUUAUCGUUUCUCUGGUGGUGUCUUCCGGUGCCCUACUUGCCGAUUUGAAGUGGUUCUCGAUCGUCAUGGUGUGCAUGGACUUCAGAGAAAUCUUCUAGUUGAGAACAUAAUUGACAUAUACAAACAGCAGCAGGAGGGUGGAGGUGGUGGAAGCACCACAGAAACUUCGAUAAAACCCAAAAGCUCCAAGGAGCCAAUGUGCCAAGAGCAUGAGGACGAGAAGAUCAACAUCUACUGCGUGACUCACCAAACUCCCACUUGCUCCAUGUGUAAGGUAUUUGGCCAACAUAAAGACUGUGAGGUGUCACCACUUGCUAGUGUCUAUCAGGCUCAAAAGGGAGAGCUGAGUAACGCCAUUGAUGCUCUUGUGGCAGGCAACGGUCGCCUUCAGGCGUUGCUCAACCAGAUGGAGGAGGCCUGCACAGCUGUUCAGGACAAUGCUCAACGUGCCAAGCAAAGGCUUGGUGAAUGCUUCGAUUCUCUGUACGCAGCCUUGGAAGAGCGUAAGAAUGCCCUCUUGGAACGUAUUGGCAAGGAGCAGGAUGAGAAGGUAGCUGCCCUCAGAAGUCUGGCUAGGCGUUAUGGGGAUCGUCUUCAGGCAGCCACAGAGUUAACGGACACGGCAGUGCAGGCACUGGAGCAAAGCGGUGCCGCAGAAUUCCUGCAGGCCUCCAAGAACCUGAUUGCCCAGACAAAGGAUGCGGCGAAGAGCUCACUUGCUGAAGAAAGGCCAGAGCCAGGCUUUGAAAGAAUGGACCAUUUCACUCUGGAUACAGAACAUGUGGAGACUUUGUUGUCCAAGAUGGACUUUGGAGCAGAUGAUGAGGAGGAAUUUGAAGAUGCUGAGGAUCAGGAAGAGGAGUAAAUGGGUUGCAGGGAAGGAAGAGUGUCUUAGAGGUUAAAUAGGAUGUGAGGAAGGACAAGAAGAUCAAGCAAGGACGGUGACAGUGAGAAAGAAGAGGAUUUAAUGUUCGUAUAUCACUGCUAAGCAGUGUCAGCAUUUCAACUCUAUCAUCAUAAGAAUACUUCAAAUUAACUAGGUGCCAUUUUUAUACUUUUUAUAAUGUAGUUAAAAUUAUGCUGUUGUCACUUUAGAAGUUAUCUUCAUACUUUCACAUUUGUUUUACUCAGAAAUUGAUCAUUGUUGUCUCAUUUUAUGAUAUGUGGUCAUGUAGUUCCUAUAUGUUCAGUUUACUCGAAUGUGGACUUAAUGCUUUGAUAUCAAAUAAAAAUAUUCAAAUUUGA
Molecule: messenger RNA, 1853 nt
Organism: Ctenopharyngodon idella (grass carp)
Lineage: Eukaryota; Metazoa; Chordata; Actinopteri; Cypriniformes; Xenocyprididae
Gene: cops8
Product: COP9 signalosome subunit 8
Exons: 5
Coding region: 97-1473 (458 amino acids)
Biological process (GO): COP9 signalosome assembly; protein deneddylation
Cellular component (GO): COP9 signalosome
Molecular function (GO): zinc ion binding
Source: RefSeq, a predicted model, not a curated record